Messenger RNA from Amborella trichopoda, 1312 nucleotides. Its product is annotated as zinc-finger homeodomain protein 2. Gene Ontology annotation, molecular function: transcription cis-regulatory region binding; DNA-binding transcription factor activity. NCBI's taxonomy places the organism in Eukaryota, Viridiplantae, Streptophyta, Magnoliopsida, Amborellales, Amborellaceae. The record is from RefSeq and is a predicted model, not a curated record. Gene Ontology annotation, biological process: regulation of developmental process; regulation of DNA-templated transcription. Gene Ontology annotation, cellular component: nucleus.
UCCCAUGAAGAUUUUUAAUCCCUCGCCCUCCUCCAUGGCACUGAUCCCUCUCUCUCUAACUUGCACUCUCUCUCUAAAUUUCCCCUCGCUAAUUUUCCUGUAAGAAAAACCCAAGUCCAAAACCCUUCAACUGAACUUUCCGGCAAGAACACGCCGGCAAACCCAGCCCCAAAAUCCUAAUCCAAAGCAAUCUCUCUCUAGCUUUGAUGGCAUGGAUCUAAGCGGUGGAAAGGCCCCUGAGAUCCCAGCCGUCCGAUUCACUGACACCAAGUCCAUCAACGGCCGGAAACUGCCGAGGAUCCUCUACAGGGAGUGCCUGAAAAACCAUGCUGCCAGCCUCGGCGGCCAUGCCCUGGACGGUUGCGGCGAAUUCAUGCCGAUCUCCGGCGAAAUUUUGGCCACGGGUAUCUCGCCGGAGGACCUCAAAUGUGCCGCCUGCGGCUGCCACCGCAACUUCCACCGCCGUGAAAUCGAGGGCGCCGAUAGCCGUGGUAUUCUCUGCGAUUGUUUCGUGAAAAAUAGCAGAAAACGAUCGCCUCCGCCUUACUACCAGGCGAGCUCUUUCAACUCAGCACCCCACAUGCUGCUAGCCCUGAGCGCUGGUUUGCCAGAGGGCGAGCAGGAAGUUAGAGAGAGAAAGUUGGUAGAGAGAGAAAGCAAUGGAAAUGGGAAGGAGGAGGGAGGAACGAGGAAGAGGUUCAGGACCAAGUUCACGGCGGAGCAGAAGGAGAAGAUGUAUGGGUUUUCUGAUAAAUUGGGGUGGAAGAUGCAGAAGCAAGACGAGGGUUUGAUUCAGGAGUUUUGCGAUGAGAUUGGGAUUAGAAGGUCGGUUUUGAAGGUUUGGAUGCAUAAUAACAAAAGCACUUUGGGUAGGAAGGAUCCACAUCUCAAUGGUAACGCUUCUUCUUAGUUUCUCUCUCUAAAAUUAUCUCUCUCUAUCUUCUCUUUGGUUUCUCGUUUUCUCUAUCUUUCUUUGGUUUUUUUAUUGAUGGAAUGGCAAGAAAAUGGGGAAAGGUCGAAGAGGUGAAGAGAAAGAAAACCCAUUUCACAAAUUACUAAAAUAGAGAGAGAAAACCCAUUUUUCAGGCGGAUUAUUUAUGUUGAGGUCUUCACUAAUGAGGCAAAUUGUUAUUACUUGUGCAUCUUGUAUUUUCUGCUUCCUUUUCUAUAUUUUGUUCAUUUUUUUUUUUUGUUUCUUUUUCACCGCCCCAAAAAAUGGGCAUGUUUUGAUAUCGAGGAUUAAUGGAGUUUUGAAACCCCAAUAGCUAUUGGUUUCCAUUUUGGUUCUACCACUUUGGGCACCACUUCUUUU